GUACCGUUUAAUAAAACUCUCUUCGUCUUAGUUGAUAUUUACUGUGUUAUCGCUCGUCAUGAGAGGACACGUUGUCUCAUAGGAAACCGAGUUUAGCCUGUACGCUUAACUUUACCCGCUCGGUGUAACGGUUCCGGCGGACGCUGGCGUAACUGAUCGUGUCCCCUCGUGGAAACUGGUGGCCGCCGCUGGAGCGCAGUAAUGACUGCCGCUAACUCGGGGCCAGACUCGGGCGGAAGGGCGGAUGCUGCUAGCUGCCGUUAGCUUGACACAGAGGGCGGACACAGUGGAAUCGGUGGGGAAGCUGUAGAUCAUCUCCAGGCGCUUCUCGGGUGAUUUCCCUCGAAUGUGCACGUUGUCUAACGGUGCCACCUCUGGGAUGAAUCCUCCAAGCCUCGGCGCCUCCGUGGAUCUAAAUUAACGGGGAAUAUGAGCAAAAGGAGACGAUAGGCAGCGGCGGCUUCCUGUGGGAUUUUUUUUUUUUUUUGUUGUUUUUUUGCCCGGUCUAUGGAGCGGAGCUGAGAGCAGCUAGCUGGCCGACCGUCCGGCUAGCGGAACACUCCACGGCGCUUGGAUGCUGGUUUGGGCCGAAGAGCUGACUGAUUUCGGAUCGGCGCUACCUGCCCUCUGCGGGUGUGCGGGGGCAGCAUGGGGGAGCCCGGCCUGGACGACUCCAACGUGAAGGUGGCCGUUCGCGUGCGGCCGAUGAACAGGCGAGAAAAGGAACUAAACACUAAAUGUGUUGUGGAGAUGGUGAAGAACCAGACGAUCCUCAAUCCUGCAGGCGGAAACCUGGGCAAAGGAGACUCCAGGAAUCAGUCCAAGGUAUUUGCCUAUGAUUACUGUUUCUGGUCUAUGGAUGAAACAGACAAGGAGAAAUUCGCAGGUCAAGAGGUUGUGUUCCAGUGCCUUGGGGAAAGUCUUCUCCACAACGCCUUCCAGGGCUACAAUGCCUGUAUUUUUGCCUAUGGACAAACUGGUUCAGGAAAGUCGUACACAAUGAUGGGUUCAGGCGACCAGCCAGGUCUAAUCCCACGCCUGUGCAGUGCUUUGUUUGAACGAACCCAGAAGGAACAGCGGGAGGAGGAGAGCUUUACUGUUGAGGUGUCUUACAUGGAGAUCUACAACGAGAAGGUCCGGGAUCUACUUGACCCUAAAGGGGGCAGACAAACUCUGAGAGUGAGGGAACACAAAGUCUUAGGUCCCUACGUCGAUGGAUUGUCUCGGCUAGCUGUUGCCAGCUACAAGGACAUUGAGUCUCUGAUGUCAGAGGGGAAUAAGUCUCGAACUGUUGCUGCUACGAACAUGAAUGAGGAGAGCAGUCGAUCCCACGCCGUCUUUAACAUCAUCCUCACGCACACUCUCAAAGACUUGAAGUCUGGGACAAGUGGGGAGAAGGUGAGUCGCUUGAGUCUGGUAGACCUGGCAGGAAGCGAGCGAGCCGCAAAGACUGGAGCAGCUGGAGAACGACUAAAGGAGGGAAGCAAUAUCAACAAGUCUCUCACCACCUUGGGUCUGGUGAUCUCUGCUUUGGCUGAACAAGGAACUGCCAAGAACAAGAACAAGUUUGUUCCUUACAGGGAUUCUGUUCUGACAUGGCUGCUGAAGGAUUGUCUGGGCGGCAACAGUCGCACAGCAAUGGUUGCAACAGUGAGCCCAGCUGCAGACAACUACGAGGAGACGCUGUCCACCCUGCGAUAUGCCGACAGAGCGAAGAACAUUGUCAACCACGCUGUUGUUAAUGAAGACCCCAAUGCUCGCAUCAUCAGGGAGCUUAGAGAAGAGGUGGAGAAACUGAGAGUCCAGCUGACACAGGCAGAGUCUUUGAAGGCACCGGAGCUGAAGGAUCGCCUGGAAGAGUCUGAGAAGUUGAUUCAGGAGAUGACCAUCACUUGGGAGGAGAAGCUGCGCAAAACUGAGGAGAUUGCACAGGAGCGUCAGAAGCAGUUGGAGAGUCUGGGUAUUUCUCUCCAGUCGUCAGGGAUCAAAGUUGGAGACGAUAAGAGUUUUCUGGUGAACCUUAACGCUGAUCCUGCUCUUAAUGAGCUGCUGGUGUAUUACCUGAAGGAGCACACAAAGGUGGGCUCAGCAGAUUCUCAAGACAUCCAGCUGUGCGGCAUGGGCAUCCAGGCAGAGCACGGUGUCAUCGACAUCACAGCAGACUCUGCCGUCAUCCUCACCCCCUACCGCAAUGCUCGGACAUGUGUAAAUGGUUCUCCAGUAACCAGUGCUCUGCAGCUUCACCAUGGUGACCGUAUCCUCUGGGGAAACAACCACUUUUUUAGAAUCAACUUGCCUAAGCGGCGUUCACGUGGAGCGGAUGAUGAGGAUGGUGAAGGUGGUGUGAUGAAGAACAGUGGCAGCAGUGAGCAGCUGGACGCCGACGGUGACACCGCCAGCGAAGUGUCCAGUGAAGUGAGCUUCUCCUACGAAUUUGCCCAGACGGAGGUUAUGAUGAAGGCUCUGGGGAACAACGACCCCAUGCAAGCAGUUCUCCAGUCUUUGGAGAGGCAGCAUGAGGAGGAGAAGCGCUCCGCCUUGGAGCGACAGAGGCAGAUGUACGAGCAGGAGCUCCAGCAGCUCCGCAAGAAGCUGAACCCGGACCGCCUGUCGAUAGGCAACUCGGGAGCACCAGUGUCAGCUCAGCAAGGUCCAGGACAGCAGUCUCACUACCGCAGCCUGGAAAGACUCAGUAUGGGAGGGAUGAGCCAUUCAAGCAGUGCUCAGAGCAGACUGAGGCAGUGGAGUGAGGACAGGGAGGCAGUGUUGGUCAGGAGUUUGCGGCGGUUACGGGAGCAAAUAGUGAAGGCGAACCUCCUGGUGCAGGAAGCUUGUUUUAUUGCCGAAGACCUGGAGAGACACACGGAGUACAGAGUCACUCUGCAGAUCCCGUCGGACAACCUCAACGCAAACCGAAAGAGGGACGCUAUCCUCAGUGAACCGGCCAUUCAGGUGCGCAGACGGUGUCGAGGGAAACAGAUCUGGAGUUUGGAGAAGAUGGAGAAUCGCCUGGUGGACAUGAGAGAACUGUACCAGGAGUGGAAGGAUUAUCAGCUCAAUGACCAUGACAACCCAGUGAGCCAUGUUUCUCACCAGUCUUGCGUGAUGCGUUCAUACUUCCGCCGAGCUGACCCGUUCUUUGAUGAGCAGGAAAACCACAGUCUAAUUGGCGUUGCCAAUGUUUUCCUCUCCUGUCUCUUCUACGAUGUCAAGCUGCAGUAUGCUGUCCCUAUCAUUAACCAGAAGGGGGAGGUUGCAGGGCGCCUCCAUGUGGAGGUGGUGAGGGUUGGAGGAGGUUUAGAGGACAAUAUGGCCGGAGGAGAUGAUUCAGAUAUCAACCAAGACACUGAAUUCCAGGAUCGCAAACUUGUCUGCAUGAUCAAGAUCCUGCAGGCCACAGGUCUGCCCCAGUACCUGUCAAACUUUGUCUUCUGUCAGUAUUCAUUCUGGGACCAGCCCGAGCCCAUCAUUGUGGCCCCUGAGGUCGACCCAUCCUCCUCUUCACCCAGCACCAAGGACCCCCACUGCAUGGUGGUGUUUGACAGCUGCAAGGAGCUAGCGGUGUCAGUGAGUGAGGAUUUUAUCGAGUAUCUCACAGAGGGGGCAGUUGCCAUCGAGGUUUAUGGACAUCGGCAGGCAGACGCAGGCAGGAACCCCGCCCUGUGGGACCUCAGCAUCAUCCAAGCCAAGACACGCAGCCUACGAGACAGGUGGAGUGAGGUGACGCGUCGCCUAGAGCUGUGGAUCCAGAUACUUGAGAUAAAUGAGAACGGAGACUUUGUCCCGGUGGAAGUGGUUCCCGCUAGAGACGUACGGACGGGUGGAAUCUUUCAGCUUCGACAGGGUCAGUCGAGGCGAAUCCAGGUGGAUGUGCGUUCGGUUCAAGACUCGGGGACCAUGCCUCUGAUAUCUGAGAUUGUUCUCGCAGUGUCAGUGGGCUGUGUGGAGAUUAAAAACACCACAGCAAACCAGGAGGGGGAUGAGAUGGACAGUUAUCAGGAAAGAGAUCUGGAGCGCUUGCGGCGGCAGUGGCUGACUGCGCUCACUAAGCGACAGGAAUAUCUUGACCAGCACCUGCAGAGCCUUGUCAGCAAAGCAGAAAAGACAGAAGAUGACAUGGAACGAGAGGCCCAGCUGUUGGAGUGGCGCCUGACUCUGACGGAGGAGAGGAACGCUGUGAUGGUGCCCUCUGCUGGCAGCGGCAUUCCUGGAGCACCAGCUGAAUGGGUUCCUCUGCCUGGAAUGGAGACCCAUAUUCCUGUGCUCUUCCUGAACCUCAAAGCUGAUGACCUCAGCUCUCAAGAUCAGUUUGAGGUUCCCGAGGCUGGAGGUUGGGACGCCACCCUGAGUGGCGAGGAUGAGGACGAUUUCUUUGACCUACAGAUUGUCAGACACUAUGACGGGGAGGUGAAAGCAGAGGCAUCGUGGGACUCCACCGUCCACGAGUGUCCCCAGCUCAGUCGCGGGGGCGCGUGGCCCGAGCAGCGGGUGUACCUGACCGUUCGAGCGGUAGUGCAGCUCAGUCACCCUGCUGACAUGCAGCUGGUCCUGAGGAAGAGGAUCUGCGUCAACGUUAACCCAGGUCGCCAGGGGUUCGCUCACAACUUUCUCAGGCGGAUGUCCACCCGCAGCACCAUUCCUGGCUGCGGGGUCACCUUCGAGGUGGUCUCCAACAUCCCUGGGGAUGCCCCUGGAUCAGAAGACCGAGAGAUGCUGGCCCGGCUCGCUGCCAGUGCACACAACAGCCAGUCAGCUGACGAUGAAGCUGCCAUUGAGAAAUACCUGCGAAGUGUCCUGAGUCUGGAGAACAUCCUGACCCUGGAUAGACUCAGACAGGAGGUGGCGGUGAAGGAACAGCUGGCCAGCCGAGGCAGGAGCAACAGACGGAGCCUCAGUUCUCCUUCUGUUCACAGGCUGACGGGGAGCAGACAAGACCUGUCCACAACCUGCCUGCUGGAAGAUAAGGGUCGAUGGGAGAGCCAACAGGAUAUCUUCAUGCCUUCUCAGUUCCAUCGCACCCUCCCCCGCCCGGCCUCUUCCCCUUCCACCUACUCCACCUCCCCAUCUUCAUUCCCCACUCCCUUCGCCACGACACCCCCACAGAACCAAGAGCCAGAGCAAGGUCGUUCAGGGCUUGCUGCCUCUUAUCUUUCAGUUAAGGCGCUGGUUCCUCAGAUGCCAAAGCUGCUCAAGUCAUUGUUUCCAGCACGAGAUGACAAGAAGGAGCUAAGACCUUCACCACACAACCAGCAGCAUGUUCCCCGUAUUGUGACCUCGCCAGGAUCAGAUGACACCCGAGUCAGGCCUGAGACGACUGCUAUUCUACGCCCCUCAACCAAAGACAGGCAGGCAGAGCUCUCAGAGGUCCCUCCUCUUCCUGUGCAUGACCCGCAUGACACCACCCCCCUCAGCCCCCUCAGCCAGUCGUCAAGCGGCUACUUCUCCACUAGUGUCUCUACAGUUACCCUGUCUGACGUUCUCCAGCCUUCCUCCUCGUCUUCCUCCCUCGUGGCCGCUGACACCACGCUGCUCACGACCCCUCCGCAGCAGCAGGGUGCUGACAGGAACGAUGUUGUGACCUCUCCUUCUCAGUGUGGCGCCAGGAUGACCAUCGUCGUUCCCCCUGCUCCCCACAGUUCAGCAAGUCACAACAACAUCAGUGAACAGAAGCUUCUAAACUCUGGCGGAGGCAGUGAAGGUUUUGAGAGGCUGGAGAUCCUUGUGGAUGAAGAGGAGCAAAACCAAGAUGAAACGCUGCCUGACUGGCUGAUGGAAGGGGCAUGUGUCACAGUGGGAAACAAUAAGCCCGGCACGGUGCGCUACAUAGGAGUCACACAGUUUGCUGAGGGAGUGUGGGUGGGGGUGGAGCUGGACACACCUGUAGGUAAGAACGAUGGUUCGGUUGGAGGACAUCGAUAUUUCCACUGUAAACCAGGUUACGGGGUCCUGGUCCGUCCGGAUCGGCUGUCCCGCAGGGACCGGACUAAUCAGGCGACGGGAGAGUACGCUCCUCCUGCCCAUGUCCCCGUCCUACGAGGCGAAGCCGUGGUUGCCCGUCGGGGGGAGAACCGCAAGUCCUGGAACAGCUGAGACAGGGAAAGUAGGAGCUGGAUGGGAGAGACGAGCUCCCCACAGCCUCCUGCCCGUCUUUUCUUCUCUUCCUAGCUAUGCAAAAGGCCCACGCAUCACAACACGAGUGUCGUUGGAAACGACACCCACUACAAUAUACUACAUACAUUCACAGAAAGUCGGUGGAAUGACAGUAAAGUCUAUUCUAUACGAAUGCAAGUAAGUUGAAGAGGGACUAUGCAGAAUAUGAAGAAGUCCGUGGAAGGACUGUUUAUCAUGUGGGAGAUAGUAGUAGAUAACGUGGCAGUCAGUGGAAAGGCUGCGGACAGGGAAUGAAAGCAGACUCCUGAGCAUCGGAGCUCCCCAGGCGCGUGGCUGGGAUGCUGCAGACUGGAUGACCUGCUCGCUGAACUGGCAUACAGGGAUGCAAACUAAUCACAUUUUAGACAGGAGUCUUUUUUUCUAAUCUGCAAGUUAAUUUCCUAUGACAUAUUCAGUGGAUGUACCGUAAUUGCAGAUGUGACUGUGACAUAUGCGCUCCGCUCUUUGUGUUUCACAAAGUCAGAGACUUGAGUCAGAUUGAGAUUAACCUGUCGUCCUGUCAAACUAACAGCAGGCUUUAGCUGCAACUUCACCCGUGAUGUGUUUGCAUCCCUGGAUACACCGUGGACUCGGUGUCCCAGAAUUCCCUGCUCCAGCUGCCGCUCCUCUGCCUUCUCUUGGUCCAGUCUGCAAACUGACACCUCUCGCUCCUGGACUCUCUUCUCUUGAACAUAGAUUUUCCCAGAAUGUGCCUUCAUCAUGGCUUGAUUUGCUAUUUUUCCCCCCAGUGUAUUUAAUUUUGAGGAUGCCUUGUGAUCUCAGGGACUAUAGGUUGGAAAGGACACGGAGGAGUGUGUGCGUGUACGUGUUUGAGUGUAUUGUAAAUGUUGUACAGUGUUUCCGUGUGUGCACUGAGCUCAUGUUGUAAUUGUGUCGGUGUUGAAGAUGCGCAGAGCAUGUCCUUGUUGGACAAAGCCACUGUAGGAACCGUAGGAAGUACUGGGACGCUUUAAAAGUCGAUUUUGCACUGGAGAUGUUGGAUGAGUAGCUUCUGUAAGUGAACAGCAGGCGGUUGUGGUUGGGAUGCGGCAGGAUAGAGGGGGAUGAUGACUCGGCAGGGUUCUCCUACAGCUACAACAUUAAACUGAUUAGUUGGCAAAAACAUCUAUCAGCAGCUAUAGAACUGAUUACCGUGAUUGAUGCAUCACUAUCAAGAUGGUGUUGUAGAUUCAGCACUGUGGAUUUUGAUCUGCUACUUUUCUGACAUUUUAUAGACACAACAAGCAAAUUUGUCAGACUCUUUGAUAACGUGCUCUGCAGUUGCUGCCAUACCUCAGUAAUGUUGUAAUAACCCAAUGAUGGCUGUUGAUGGCCAUAAGGUGGAAGACGCUCUCCGUCGGAGCGGGGCUUCUCUGUCUGUCGGGACCAACAGCAGGAGGCGAUGUGUGGUUCAUUGGUGGAAACAGGAAAGUACUAGUGCACUGUAUGUGUCGGGGGAAAGAAAGUGGGACGGACGUUUCACGAUUGACAGAACUGAUUUGCUUCUAUGCAUUUGUUUUGUUUUUAAGUCAUCUAGUUGUAGCUUCUAUUUCUCACACUGCUAUGAGCUGCAAGUGCAUUGAGGGAAAGUAUUAAACACAGACUUACUGAACAUUGGUUGAAGAAAAGACUGAAUCAAUUUUAUGAAGUAGUUUAUUAAACAUUCCAGAUAGUCUCUAUUGUAUUUUUCAAUUAGUUAAAGGGCACUACACCAGUUUCAUACAUGAGGUUGGGUUUACGUGUCAAAAGGUUUGAGAAGUCUGAGAAAAUGACCCUGAUGUCAUUAGGGUCAUUACAUGAAGACUGCAAACGAACAGAACGGUGCAAAGGUCUGAUUUAUCAUGGGAGGUGUGGGUUCAGGACAGAAUGCAUCUGCCUGAUUUUUAUUGUUGAUUUUUAAAAUCUGUCUUUUGCAAGUUUCCAGACUUUGCGAAGCCUCUCACUGGAGUGCUCUUUUAACACGCUAGACUAAGUGGAGCGUGAAGUGCUGGGUUGAGGAUGUCGUCAGUCUCACCAAGUGAGCGACAGGCGUGUGCUGACAGGUUAAUAACAAAUAGUUCAGGACUGAGUGGAGUAGUUCUCCUGUUUACAGCAGCCCAAGCUAAUCCUAUUCUGAAGAUGGCACACACUAUUGAUUUCCACUAAAGCAGGAUGGCUGUCUGAGUUUUGGGGGCAGUGUGUUAUUAUAGAUAUUACUGAUGAUGGUAUGAUAUGAUACAUUGUGUGGAAUACUGUAAGUGCUUGUAAACACAUUGGUAUGUCCAAACACAUCAGUCAUCUUUUUUUCAUUCCUUUAUGUCACUUCUUCUUAAUUUGAGAAGUGGUUUUACUAUUUAUAUUAAAAUGCUUGUACACAUGCCUUUAUCGCAUGAAAACUAAUAAAGCCUUUUUUUAAUUGUAUUAAAUCUUGCACAAAUGGUUUGAUGAGAACUGCUGCUAUUAGCGCUGUAAAUGUACCUGUACAGUAAAUGAUGAUUCGUGUAACGCUCUUUAUCUCGCUGUACUAGAGUUUGGUUUUCGGAUCCCGCGUGGGAUCGGAGGUCGGUGCGUGACCUCGGUGGCCGGAAUAUUUUCACGGAGCAGUAAAGAUUUGAAAACGAGGCACUUUGCCACGUGAGCCUUGGAGGAACAUGUGGGUGAAGAAGACUCACCUGCACAAGACCGAUGAAAAUAAUGUUGAAGUUCAUGUACAAUUUUAAAAGGAAGAGACAUUAAUAGUGUAGUUUAGUUAGUCUUUGUGUAUUUAUUGUUCGUGGAGUUCUCUGGUUGGUUACUGUAGGUGACUGUUGGUGUGGUGUGUUCUCGAUCAGCAAGCAGUGAAGUGGUACAUACUGUAGAAUGGACAGUCGGUAAUGAAGGAUAGUUUUCUCGUGUGUGUGUGGGGAGAUGGUCUUAACAGAGUGAAUGUGUUGUGUACUUGGAUUUGAUUCUUGUGUCCUUCCAAGAUGGGAAUCUACCACCACCUGCCACUUUAAUUAUACCUAGUUUAAGUUGUGAGCGACAGAGCCAUGCUCGCUCGCCCACCCGCUCGCUCGCUCUCUUUCUGUGGCCGGUGGUCUCCUCCCGUCCUGGUCUCUGCUCAGACACUGUUUUAGGGGUUUGAGAUCACUUCUUCUGGCUUCUGGAUGUUCCUUUAUGUCCAUGUGCCUCAGAAAACGCACAUCAUUUUCAUAUCAACGCUUCAAGUCAUUUGCGCACAAAAAAAAAAAAGAAUUAGUCCUCCAGGGGGACUUAAAGAGUUCACGUCUGGAGGAACUCAACUCAACUCAUGAUGUUGGAAACAGCCGCUUUCAGUGCAACACAGAGCAAUAUUCUUUUUUUGUCGCAUCGAGGCGCAGCGCAGCUCCUCUGGCCACAAGCGUUGGUUUCCUUUGUGGACACUUCCUCCUCCAACUUCGCUGGCAGCACCAUGAAAACACGGUGUGACUCUGACGUUGGAAACACACAAUUUUAAUAAGACACUGUAAAAAAAACAAGUAAACGUAGUAAUUAGCCUUGUUGGUGAUGGUUUUAACUCAGUGGACUUAACAUUUCAGUGGCAUCUGUGCCACAGCCAGCAGCAGGUAUUAACGAGGCUAAUGAAGUUUUAUCGCUGCGAUUUGUGUCCAAACAUCACAAAGCCGAUCUGUACGAAUCCUUGGUCCUGCAGGACGUUGUCCUCCUCCUCCUGUCUUUUCUUUCUGUGCCAGUGCUUUUCACACUCACCUGUAGCAUUUCCUGCAGCUCUGCGCUAACGUUGCAAUCGCUGCAUAACUCGACAUGUCCGCUACCGAAACGUGGCCUUAAGUUUGGAGCCACACCUGUUUUUAGAGGAAUGGUCCCGUCUUUAACUACGAAUGCUGUCCCUCAGAGGGCUGUGCUAUUGAAUAAGGUCAUUCGAAAACCACAGCAACCUGGUUGGCUGUUCAAAAGGACUAAAAGCAGUUUCCGUUAGUCGAGACAGCAGCAGUUGGGUGUUGUAGAUCUUUGCACCCAGUGGGAAUGUGAUAUUAAGUCUCAGUUAUUCCACACAGUGGAAACUCCAACCCACCACUGCCCUACAGCUUUUUUCUACCCGGGAUCUGACUGUGUAUUUUCUAAGCAGUCUUUGGGUUCAUGCUUGACACAGACUUCCUGCCUUGUCCGUUUCAACCCUGUGAAUCCUGUCCCCGGCCUCAGUCGUCCAGAUCGCUCUGCCAACUCUUCCCCCGGGGCCUUGUAGCGGCUGAGCUGUACCUGCUUCACUACUGAACUGGGUGCAUCCAGUUACUUAUUUAUUCUCAAACGUUUUGAAUAAACCACACAAAACGAGCAAUAUGCGGUCGCGGGACAAUGCGACGCAGCCUUCUUGCAGGUGCACAGCCUGUAGUAGGUUUUUUUUUUUUUUUUGGCAAUAACGGCUGCUUCUGCUUUCCAGGAAGCACGAGAAACAGCUGUUGUUCCCUCAGGUACCAGCAGCCACAUUUAAGAGAAGUGUUUAAUGAUAGAACGCUAACAGGAGCGCUUGAGGAACCGAGUCUGGUGCUCGAUAAGUCAGGGAGUUUCAUUAGAACCAUGUUAGUAGUGCAAGCAGCCCCACCAGUCCUAACACGUUCACCUGAAGACACAUAAUGGGACUGACUGCAGCCUGGUCAGCAGUAUUAUUAGUAUUAUUAUAUCUUGACUGAAUAAUCAUUAUCAAUCACUGCUACUGUGGAGUCUGUGGAGCAGGUUUGUCUUGAUGUGUCAUUUGUAUGUAUGUGUAUAUAUGUGCAUAUUAAGACUUAUAAAGAAAGAUCUGAGCACAAGUUUGGGUUUUGAUUAAUUUAAUUGUUUUAUGUAAUUCUAAGCUGCAAUCCAAAGAAUAAACAUGUAUUAUAUUACA
This is a messenger RNA of Betta splendens (Siamese fighting fish), 10993 nucleotides long. It is a transcript of the gene kif13ba, whose product is annotated as kinesin family member 13Ba. Gene Ontology annotation, cellular component: adherens junction. Bases 649 to 6090 code for a protein of 1813 amino acids. Gene Ontology annotation, molecular function: microtubule motor activity; cell adhesion molecule binding; ATP binding. The record is from RefSeq and is a predicted model, not a curated record. Gene Ontology annotation, biological process: microtubule-based movement; regulation of protein localization. The transcript has 39 exons. Lineage: Eukaryota; Metazoa; Chordata; Actinopteri; Anabantiformes; Osphronemidae.